AUGUUGUUUUCUCUGGCGUUCUUACAGCUUUUUACUCUGCAUAAUGCUGUUGCACAGCGCCACGACAUGAAUUUGAUGUCAUUUAUGACGCUCCCCGAGGUCCGAGCCUUGAAAUGGGAAGUCAACUACCACCACCGCUCGCGCGUUGCCCCCGGAUAUUGGUUCUUUACGCCAUAUAGCCAGAUUGAACCGGAACAGCCCACCCAGAAGUACCAGAAAUACCAGAUUGGGCCGUAUAUCUACGAUGAAGAUGGUAUGCUGAUCUGGGCCGGAUCACCGAUGUGGGACAACCAAAACGUGUUCGAUUUCAGAGCGAUCAACAAGAUCGACGACCAGCCGCACCUCUCCAUGAUUGUUGGCUCGGAAGUCGACGGGUCAAGCAAGGGCAAGGGCGUGAUUGUAGAUACACACUACGAGAUCGAACAGCAGGUCGAGGUCUUGGAUGACCUGCACGACUUCAAUAUUUACGAGUUUAACGUCCUGCCCGGCGGCAAGUCGGCCCUCGCGUGUACCUACCGGUCCCGACCCGUCAAUAUGGAGGAUUUUGGACGUCCGACGGAGGAGAGCUGGGUCAUCUCCGGUGGGUUUGUCGAGCUAGAUGUGGCGACUAAUGAGGUCCUGAUGCAAUGGGAGAGUUUCGACCAUAUUCCCCUGCACGAGUCUAAUCUGUUCCAUGUAUGGGAUACGCCAAUGGGACCCCCUGGAUGGGACUAUGCUUAUAUCAACGCGGUGGACAAGAAUGAGGCGGGUGAUUAUAUUAUCUCCUUGCGCUUUACUAAUACGAUCUACGGUAUCUCUGGUAAAGAUGGACACAUUUUGUGGCGUCUAGGCGGCUUAGAAAGCGACUUCGAUAUGGACUUUAUAUUUUCUAAGCAGCACGAUGUGAGAUUCGUCUCGUCUAACAGCACCCACCAUAUUAUCUCUAUUAUGAAUAAUGCUUCGGACGAGCGAGGCAACGACGAGAACAUCUCCUCGGCUCUAUAUAUCGAGGUCGACACCGUGGCUAUGAUGGCCCGCGUUAUUAAGCGCGUUAACCGACCAGAUAGCAGUCUAACCCGCGUGUAUGGCAGCGUUCAGACUCUGCCAAAUGAGAACGUCUUCGUCGGCUGGAGCGAGCGUGGCUACCAAAGUGAGCACGCCCCUAACGGCGAUAUCUUAAUGACCGCUCGAUUCGCCUCCACCCGAUACUCUACCUAUCGUGCCUAUAAGGGCGAAUUCGUGGGCCGCCCUAACCAGCCUCCAGACGUCAUGGCUUCUGUGUACGGUACUACCGAUGAGGACAUCACCACCAUCAUCUACGUAAGCUGGAACGGCGCUACCGACGUGAUAGAGUGGAACUUCUAUGCACAGGCCUAUGAUGUCGGCACGCCCGUAUUCAUCGGCCACGCGGACAAGACCGACUUCGAGACCAUGUACAUCGUCGACGGCUACAUGGACCGGGUCGCCGCCGAAGCGAUCGACGUCAACGGCAAGGUCAUAGGCACCUCGAGAAUCCAGCGCUCUGACAUCCCGAGUAACUGGAAGGCCGUCGGCUGGCUGGGCGAGUCUGACCCGACCCCGGGUGACCCCUCCAUGAUCGCGUCGAUCAACAAGGGCACCGAUACCACCGCCAACAGCCACGACAGCAUGGACAGCAUGGCCGAGAUAAUGGGCAAUAACGACUCGGACAAGUCAUCCUACGCCAACGCCAAGGAAGUUACCAAUGCCAUCUACAAAGCCCACAAGCUUAUCCGCGACAUGGGCGGCCUGCUGAUCUUCAUACUGGCGGCCUAUAUCGUCGGCGGCGUCCUCUAUGGCACAUACCGCAUGCGGCAGAAGAGCAAGCUGCGUUCCUACCAGCACGUCCCGUUAGAGGAGGGCCUGCCCUUAGACGAUAUCCACUUGCGCUCUUAA
This is a messenger RNA of Penicillium cinerascens, 1893 nucleotides long. RefSeq lists its product as uncharacterized. Lineage: Eukaryota; Fungi; Ascomycota; Eurotiomycetes; Eurotiales; Aspergillaceae. The record is from RefSeq and is a predicted model, not a curated record. The transcript is spliced from 3 exons. The coding region runs from base 1 to 1893 and encodes 630 amino acids.